AUGAAGCCAACGACCACAACAAUAUCAACCGAAAACCCUCCUCCUCAAACUCUUCAUCCUCAACAACUUGAAUCUGAUCUUUCCUAUCGUCUCAAAUACCUCACUCGGUUCAUUGGCUUCUCUCGAGAGGAUACCACUCUCAUUCAUCAAUCGACUCCAAUUAUUGCUCCAUUGAUCCCAACAGUGACUGAACUCGUUUAUGAUAAACUUUUUUCCUUCUCCAUCACGAAACAAGUCUUUGCUGAAUAUGCUCUGAAGAAACCAUUUACACUUCUGGAAGGAAAAGGAUUGGAUCAUAAGAAGGGAGAACAGUUGAAAUUUAGAAAGGACAUGUUAGGAAAAUAUUUGAUCAAGUUGAUUACUUGUGACUAUGAAAAUGUGAAUUUCUUGAAGUACUUGGAUUACAUUGGAAAACUCCACACUUCAAAAGCAGGAAAGCCAAACAUUGUCGUCGAUUAUAUUCACUGCAACACCUUAUUUGGAUUCGUUUCAGAGAUUAUCUCCAAUGCCAUUCUAGAAGCUCCCAAUCUCACCUUCUCCACUAAAUUCAAAACCAUUCGAGCUUUCAACAAGUUGUUUUGGAUUCAAAAUGAUUUAUUUUCAAGACAUUACCAGCAGGAAGAACAGAAAAAUCCAUCUUGUUCCAUUCAACAACAUCAAUUGGAUCUUUCCAUGAGUGAAGGAAAUUUGGAAAGUCAUGUACAUUCCUCGUCGUCGUCAUCAUUCUCACCAUCAAUUGCGACAUCUUGUGCAUUGGGUUUGUCUGGCAGCGUGUCAACUUCAACGGCUGCACUUUUGGAUCAUCAGGAUGGAAUGCAAAAGAAUGAAUCAUGUCGUCGAGUCAUGGUGGAUUUGCAUGCGACUGUUCAAAGUGGAAAUGGGUCUCCUUCCUUAUAA
Molecule: messenger RNA, 897 nt
Organism: Naegleria fowleri
Lineage: Eukaryota; Heterolobosea; Eutetramitea; Acrasida; Naegleriidae
Exons: 2
Coding region: 1-897 (298 amino acids)
Molecular function (GO): oxygen binding; heme binding
Source: RefSeq, a predicted model, not a curated record